This is a messenger RNA of Pediculus humanus corporis (human body louse), 2103 nucleotides long. RefSeq lists its product as uncharacterized. The coding region runs from base 1 to 2103 and encodes 700 amino acids. Lineage: Eukaryota; Metazoa; Arthropoda; Insecta; Psocodea; Pediculidae. The record is from RefSeq and is a predicted model, not a curated record. The transcript has 2 exons.
AUGUAUAGUUUCGAAGUAACCGAAAUCGGUCGCGAAUCGGUUAAAUCCGUUAACGCAUCGAUGUUGGCAACACUUAUAAAAGAUCUAGAUAAAUUAGAAUUUUCACGUAAAAAAAAUAAAAAAAAUGGCGACGACGAAGGUUUCGAAUCCGAUGGUAACGAAGAUGAUUCCCUAUCCGGUGAUUUAUCUAACGAAGAUGCUCAAAGUACUACAUCAUCUUGUUGCAUGGUCGAAGAUCACGUUUUUAAAUCCCUUAAAUCCGAAUUCAUUUCUCGAAAUUUAUUUAAUAAUAAUAAUAAUAAAGAUCCAACUUCUCUGGUUUCCAUAAUAGGAAGCAUUGAUAGUGCAAACAGCAGCGGAAGUUCGGAUACCGAUGAAAUUGAAUUUCAUUCUCUCACACCGUCACCCGUCGUCACUCAAACGAAAAAAUCAUUGCAAAAAAAAUUCGAUACAAUAUUUAAAUCUCCCGGGGAUUUCGAUAAAAAAUCAACCAAAAUGGAAGAGUAUCCAAUAUCCGACGUUAUUUUUUGUCACACCGAACCCAAAUAUCCGAACGUGAUUGCUUGGGUUAUAAAAAAAAAUACGACGUCGGAUCCGGGAUUCAAAUCGGGGGUUGGAGAUAAUUUUACCAAAAUCGAUAAUUGUCUCGAAGUCAUCGUCGUCAAAUGUAAAAACGGUGACAAUUUAAAAGAAUUAUGUUCGAAUUAUCUCGAAUAUAGUAAAAGAACAAAAUUAGACAAUUAUAAAUCGAUAAAACGAAAAUCAGAUGCGGAAGGGAAAAAAUUAAUAAAUCUAAAUCCGUUGCCCCCCGAAUCCAAAGAUGUUAAAGUUUCCCUAUCCGACAUGAAAAUAGAAAAUUCAGGUUUGAUAAAAGCAUCCGAAUUAUCGAUAUUAAAUCCAAAAAUAAUGACGAGUUUUAAAAACGAUAUAAAAAAUUCAAUUUCGUUAAAUUCUUUAAUAAAAUCCGAUAAAAAUCUCUCGAAUAAAACAACGAUAGAAAUCAAACCGUCAUCGAAUAACAACAGCAACGUCACGACAGCAUCCCUUCAAUCAUCCGUAACGAAAACUCAAAGUUUGGUAAACAUAUCCAAAAGUUGGGAAUACGAAACGUCAAAUUCAAUAAUGAAAACGGCGGGAAUACUAAAAGAAAAAAAUUACAACGUCGGAGAUCAAUUUAAUCUCGUGCAAAGAACUGAUCCUAACGGCGUGACGCAUUUGGAAGUGACGAAAACGGUUGAACAAACGAAACAAGUACCGGAAAAAAAAUUUGCAAACAAAUCCAAAUUGAGAAAAGAAAUAGAAGGUGUCAUAAUAACGGAUGUCGAAAGUUAUUGUAAAAAAGAACAAAUAAGACAAAGAUAUGGUGAAAAAGAUAAAAAAAUUUACGAUUUUCCACCACCGAUAAGGCCGGAAAGGAAAAAACUUGGUAGGAAAAAAAAUCAAGCUCCGUCACCACCGACAAAUCAUCAUCAUCAUCAUCAUAAUCUCGAUCAGAAAAUAACGACAGGAAAUGUAAAAAAUAAUUUUUAUUUGUCACCGACCACGACGACGACGACGUCACCACAACCACCACAACCGCAAAAUGUCGUCGUCGUAGUUGGUGAUAAUCGUAUUAAAAAAGAACCAAAUUUAGGUAAGAGUCCUUUGAUAGAUGUCAAAACGUGGCAGAAUCAAAAUUCUAUAAGGGAUGCUAAUAAUAAAACGGGUUCGAGAGGAAGACAGCAGACGACGACGACAAAACAUGAUGAAAAAUACGUCGAUAAAAAAAGAUCGACGAGCGCUGCAGGUAGACCCACGAAAAAAACCCUCAUGCCUUAUCGAUAUAUAUACAUAUCGAACGAUUAUCGAGAAUCGGCCGAAUCGAUAAAACGUUGCGGUUUACAAUCGAAAAUUCGAGAAGUCGGUGGUAAUUUACAUAAUUCCCUACAAAAUUUCAGACGUAGAAAUAGUUUUGACGACAUCAUGUCUUACAAUAACAACAACAACAACAACAAUUGUAAUAAAAUAUCAAAUCUAAAAUCCGUUAUUAAAAAAAAUAAAAAAUAUUGCGAACCUAAAAAAGUUACGUUUAGUGCUUUUGCUACCGUUCAAGUAGUCGACUGA